Messenger RNA from Trichoderma harzianum CBS 226.95, 1794 nucleotides. RefSeq names its product GMC oxidoreductase. Bases 1 to 1794 code for a protein of 597 amino acids. The transcript is spliced from 3 exons. The record is from RefSeq and is a predicted model, not a curated record. NCBI's taxonomy places the organism in Eukaryota, Fungi, Ascomycota, Sordariomycetes, Hypocreales, Hypocreaceae. Gene Ontology annotation, molecular function: flavin adenine dinucleotide binding; oxidoreductase activity, acting on CH-OH group of donors.
AUGCAGGUUGUCUCCAUCGACGACUUCAUACAUCAGUCCUUUGACUUCCUCGUCAUCGGCGGUGGAACUGCUGGCCUAGCUGUUGCAUCUCGUCUAGCUCAAGAUGGGAACUUCACCGUUGGAGUCCUUGAGGCUGGAGGGACGGCAAACGGGCGUGAUGAUGUUGAAAUCCCAGGCUAUCUUGCGAGAUCGCUGGGCACUGAACUCGACUGGAAGUUUAAAACAACACCGCAAGCUCGACUUGGUGGAAGGACGGUCAAUUGGCCGCGAGGGAAAGCCCUCGGUGGAUCGAGUGCCAUCAACUUUAUGACUUGGAUGAGAGGUGCCAGAGAGGACUAUGAUGCAUGGGAGGCGCUAGGGAAUCCCGGAUGGGGAUGGGAUAAGUUGCUCCCCUAUUUCAAAAAGUCGGAAACGUUUCAUCCACCUAGCGAUUCUGUUCGGGAUAAAGAGGAUCUCCGAUAUGACCUGGAGGCCUUUGGGGAUUCAGGACCGAUUCACAUCUCUUAUGCCAAAGAAUAUCAACCAUCUAAUCAGCUAUACUUCAAGGCACUCAACUCGGUGGGCGUGCCAACAAAUUCGGCUCAUUUUGCAGGAUCGAAUGUUGGGGCGUGGACAAAUGUCAACAACAUUGACCCUCGCACAAUGACUCGAUCCUUUGCGACCAACUAUUGUGCCUUGGCUGGUUCUAAUCUUCACAUCUUGACUGAAGCCAUCGUUCAAGAUGUUGUCCUUGACAAGAUUGAUAAUGCAUAUAGAGCCUCUGGAGUUCGUUUCAUUUAUAAAGGUCAAGAGCAUGUCGUCUCAGCAUCUCGAGAAGUCAUCUUGUCCGCUGGAAGCAUCAAGUCACCGCAGAUACUAGAGCUAUCAGGCAUAGGCAACCCUGAGGUAUUGUCUCGAGCCGGCAUUGACGUCAAAGUGGAUAGUCCCAUGCUAGGAGAAAACCUACAGGAGCACAAAGCGAUCCAUAUGGUCGUGGAAGUUGACCCAGAGCUUGAGAACAGAGAUGAUCUCUUCUUUGAUGCUGAUCGCGCGGCAGCAGCUCUAGCACAGUAUGAUCGGGACCAAACUGGCCCUCUCGCCCGCAUUUCCUCCUCGUACAGCUUUGUACCCCUUGCCACUUUCAUGCCGCAAGAUACUUUGGAGAGGUUAUAUUCUCAGGCCAAAGAUCUAACCGGAUUUUCCUCAGAAAAGAAAGCCCUCAUGGAACAGCGUCUGAAAGAUAUUGAUAAGAUUGGCCAGAUGGAAUUUAUCUUUGCACUUGGCGCUGCGCCCUUGGCAGAGACUGGCAAGAAGUUUGGCACAUUGUUCCAGAUUCUCCAGUAUCCUUUCUCUGUUGGUUCAAUCCACGUCCAACCAACACCCUCUGAGAAAGAUGAUCCUGUGAUUGACCCUAGGCAUUACGACGGCCCCCAUGGCGAGAUAGAUCUCGAUAUCAUGCUAGAAUCGACCCGUUUUGGUCGUAACGUAUUAUUGGCGCCCUCUUUCAGCAAGAUUGUGAGACAACUAGCAUAUCCCCCUGCCAGCUUAUUCACAGAUGACGAGGAUGUCAAGACGUGGAUCCUUGACAGCACCGCUGUAGCAUAUCAUCCUAUUGGUACAUGCGCCAUGGGCGGUCGCGCAGGUAUUGAGGGAGGAGUCGUGGAUGAGAGGCUCAAGGUAUAUGGAGUCAAGGGCCUGCGAGUAGUGGAUGCGAGCAUCAUGCCGCUUCAUAUUAGUGCGCACAUACAGGCGACUGUGUAUGCCAUUGCGGAAAAGGGAGCAUCUAUGAUCCUUGAAGAUGCGGCAAGAUAUUGA